Molecule: messenger RNA, 594 nt
Organism: Pochonia chlamydosporia 170
Lineage: Eukaryota; Fungi; Ascomycota; Sordariomycetes; Hypocreales; Clavicipitaceae
Product: Ran-interacting protein Mog1
Exons: 3
Coding region: 1-594 (197 amino acids)
Biological process (GO): protein import into nucleus
Cellular component (GO): nucleus
Molecular function (GO): guanyl-nucleotide exchange factor activity; small GTPase binding
Source: RefSeq, a predicted model, not a curated record
AUGCCGAGAUACCAUGGAACCCCCCUGUAUGGAGGGGCGAUGGUUUGCGAUAUACCAGAAAAGUUUGCCGAUGUCAGUAAGCUGCGGCAGGUUCCAGAUAAUCAGGAGGUGUGGAUCGACAAAGGCGGCUUCACAAGCAUCAUCUUCGACAUUACAGAACGAGUCGGUGAGGCUGGACACGGACCAGAGAUAGAUGGUCGCGCCAUGACUAUCCAUCUUGAGGACAUGGUCGGCUCAGAUAUCGACACAGUGAAAAUCUGGAAUACAGCAGAAACCGAAUUCACGCGCCUUGAAUCGAAACCGCCAGCGUACACGCUGAUUGCGACCCAAACACCUAAGAUCGGACAGUCUCGUAAAGACAGCUCCCCGCCAGACUUCACAGCCAUCAUCAUGACACUGUUACGGCUGGAGAAACAUAAAUCUGAUAUCCUCAUAACAAUCAAUGUUCCCCACAUCAAAGGGGAAUACAACGAAGACGAGGUUGACCUAGAGCUCGGUAAGCAAGGCGAGCUAAUUGGAGAUGCCGUGGAGUACUCGGCUCGUAUUUGGGAAACGCUGAAGAUUAAAGACUGGGGACUUUUUGGGGAGUCAUGA